UUGCAGGAGAAGCUGAGGAUUGUGGGAGUUGUGGUUCUUCAGGAUGAUUGUCUCCGUGCUGCUCUGCUGCUGCUCCUUCAGUCUGCUGCGUCUCUCUUCUUCUCUGGUUCAUGGAAAUGUCGCCGACACCUCCUUCCUGUCUGACAUGGAGAGAAGCCACGCCACCAACCGCGCGCUCAACCCCGGGUUCGACCCCGCCCUCCUGUCUGUCGACUCGGUGGAGGAUCACUUCCUGAUGGAUGCAGGCUACUACAACGAGGACUCGUCAGCAGCCAUGCAGCUGCAAGGGCGGGCCAUGCGUUCGUCUCGUCGCUGCAUCGCCCACCAGCAGUCGUGUCUAGGUUACCCACUGCCCUGUUGCGACCCCUGUGACACCUGCUACUGCCGCUUCUUCAACGCCAUCUGCUACUGCCGCCGGGUCGGCCACGCCUGCCCACCCAGACACCCCUGACGCCGUGCAGAUGAAAACAUUGUUGAUGCUCUUUCUGUUACUCAUUGGAGAACAUAUGCUCUUUGUGUAAUAAACAACUGCUGAGGAAAGUA
Cottoperca gobio is the source of this 543-nucleotide messenger RNA. It is a transcript of the gene agrp, whose product is annotated as agouti related neuropeptide. NCBI's taxonomy places the organism in Eukaryota, Metazoa, Chordata, Actinopteri, Perciformes, Bovichtidae. Gene Ontology annotation, cellular component: extracellular region. The coding region runs from base 44 to 451 and encodes 135 amino acids. The record is from RefSeq and is a predicted model, not a curated record. The transcript is spliced from 3 exons. Gene Ontology annotation, biological process: neuropeptide signaling pathway; adult feeding behavior; positive regulation of feeding behavior. Gene Ontology annotation, molecular function: type 1 melanocortin receptor binding; neuropeptide hormone activity.